GAUGAUCACUAUUAUUAUUAAAGGGAAGAAGAAGGUUUCUCCUGACAAGAUGGUGGAGAUGCAGGCGAAGAUCGAGGAGGAGAGGAAGGAGCUAGAAGCCAAGCUGGACAUGGAGGAGGAGGAGAGGAACAAGGCCAGGGCAGAACUGGAGAAGAGAGAGAAGGAUCUGCUCAAAGCACAGCAGGAGCAUCACCUGCUGCUGGAGAAGCUGUCAGCCCUGGAGAAGAAGGUGAUCGUAGGAGGAGUGGACCUCCUGGCCAAGGCUGAGGAGCAGGAGAAACUACUGCAGGAGUCUAACAAUGAGUUAGAGGAGAGACGCAGGAGGGCUGAGCAGCUCCGCAGAGAACUAGAGGAGAAGGAGGCGGAGCGUCUGGACAUGGAGGAGAAGUACUCCAGUCUGCAAGAGGAGGCUCAGGGGAAGACCAAGAAGCUGAAGAAAGUCUGGACCAUGCUGAUGGCUGCCAAGUCAGAGAUGGCCGACCUGCAGCAGGAGCAUCACCGGGAGAUCGAGGGCCUGCUGGAGAAUAUCCGCCACCUCAGCAGAGAGCUACGACUGCAGAUGCUCAUCAUAGACAGCUUCAUCCCACAGGAAUACCAGGAGAUGAUCGAGAACUACGUACAGUGGAAUGAGGACAUUGGGGAAUGGCAGCUGAAGUGUGUAGCGUACACUGGUAACAACAUGAGAAAACAGACCCCCGUGCUGGACAAGAAAGAGAAAGAUCCGUUUCAGAUGGACUUGUCCCAUGUGUACUUGGCCUACACAGAGGAGAGUAUGAGACAGUCACUGAUGAAGCUGGAGAGGCCCAGGUCCUCCAAGAGUAGUAGACCCAAGACUGGACGAAGGAAAAGAUCAGCGAAGCCCGAGGCUGUGAUGGAAUCGCUGCUGCAGUGAGAGAGCCAAUCAGGGCUGGAGCCCCAUGUACUGCAAUGAAUCUACACUGCUUUACCUUAGAAUGAACAGCAGUCAGUCAAUGAAUCUACACUACUUUACCUUAGAAUGAACAGCAGUCAGUCAAUGAAUCUACACUACUUUACCUUAGAAUGAACAACAGUCAGUCAAUGAAUCUACACUACUUUACCUUAGAAUGAACAACAGUCAGUCAAUGAAUCUACACUACUUUACCUUUAGAAUGAACAACAGUCAGUCAAUGAAUCUACACUACUUUACCUUAGAAUGAACAACAGUCAGUCAAUUAAUCUACACUACUUUACCUUAGAAUGAACAACAGUCAGUCAAUGAAUCUACACUACUUUACCUUAGAAUGAACAACAGUCAGUCAAUUAAUCUACACUACUUUACCUUAGAAUGAACAACAGUCAGUCAAUGAAUCUACACUACUUUACCUUUAGAAUGAACAACAGUCAGUCAAUUAAUCUAUACUACUUUACCUUAGAAUGAACAACAGUCAGUCAAUGAAUCUACACUACUUUACCUUUAGAAUGAACAACAGUCAGUCAAUGAAUCUACACUACUUUACCUUAGAAUGAACAACAGUCAGUCAAUGAAUCUACACUACUUUACCUUAGAAUGAACAACAGUCAGUCAAUUAAUCUACACUACUUUACCUUAGAAUGAACAACAGUCAGUCAAUGAAUCUACACUACUUUACCUUAGAAUGAACAACAGUCAGUCAAUUAAUCUACACUACUUUACCUUUAGAAUGAACAACAGUCAGUCAAUGAAUCUACACUACUUUACCUUAGAAUGAACAACAGUCAGUCAAUGAAUCUACACUACUUUACCUUUAGAAUGAACAACAGUCAGUCAAUGAAUCUACACUACUUUACCUUAGAAUGAACAGCAGUCAGUCAAUGAAUCUACACUACUUUACCUUAGAAUGAACAACAGUCAGUCAAUGAAUCUACACUACUUUACCUUAGAAUGAACAACAGUCAGUCAAUCAAUAGUCGAACAUGAAGAUCUUUAUUGUCGUUAUUUAAGAAGAUUUUCUUAAUACACUGUAUAGCCAAGUAAGGUUUUAAAUGUGAAGGGAGGAGAGGAAACGGUUGAUCGGUCAGGGAGGGAGGGAGCAGGCAGCAGAAACUGUACUGUAGGGUUUAGCCAGCGUCCCAAAUGGUGCAGCCUAUUCCCUAUUUAGUGCACUACUUUUGACCAGAGCCCUAUUGUCACCCUAUGAGCCCUGGUCAAAAGUAGUGCACUAAAUAGGGAAUAGGGUGUCAUUUGGACCUGCCCCUUGGACUUCUCAAGUCAAGGGGACCUUGUAUUAUAAUAAGGGGAGGCUUGUUGAGGAUAGUCAGCUUAAUGUUGAUUCUUAAUGUAGUCAUUGAGCACAGUUCAGUGGGCAACACACAGUCUGUGUCCCAAAUGAAACCCUAUUCCCUUUAUAGUGCACUACUUUUGACCAGGGCUCAUAGGGUGUCCCGUAAGGCUCUGGUCAAAAGUAGUGCACUAAAUAGGGAAUAGGGUCCCAUUUGGGACGUAUGAGAUUAGUCUAUGAUGAGCACAAGCCAUGGUUUUUGAUCAGGUCUUGAAAGCGACGACAACAACUAACACUGUUUUGAGAUGCCGACGCCGCCACUUCUACUGGCAGGAUGUAAUGGAUACAUCUGAUGGCCUUUAACAAAAGAACAAUUCCAGAAAUGAUUCAUAUGUGCACCACAGGUCAUAAUGCCCUUAUUUCAAGCAUCAGACUUAUGGGCGUCUAAAGUGAGCUUUAAGCUUGGUUUCCUUUAUGUCUGAAGGGCAGGACAUGCAUGCCAUACCGCUUCCAUAGACGGGUUGGUUGUUUAGCAACAAUACCGACGAGUGCGCAACUAUGAGACAAACUACAGUAUAUUUAGUUUCCAAAUGUUUAUUGAAAACAAAUACAUUUGCACAAUGAGCGCUUAUCUCUAAAAAUGCAUCGUUACAGUUGUCGGUUAGCUAGGGUAUUUUCACCAUGUUAGCAUGGACGUGACAUCAGUCGAAACACCUCCGAAUAAAACGGGAUAAGCUGAAACCAGCCUCCUACGAUUCCCUGCGUAGCAGCUUCUUGUCAUUGUUGUUAGCUAUCUGACUGUCCAGAAUUAUAACACCACACGGACUUCUGCCUUAUCGACACACACAUCAUUUCCCUGAUGUCAGCUAACCCAUCUAUAUAGUAGUGCCAUUCGCCCAUUAAACACUAACUAAGCCAUUUAUUGUCACGCUUUGAUUUCUUCCUUUUCAUCUCAUCGUUCAUGGUGUAUUGUAGUGGAAGCAAAGUGUCUUUAUUUUUGGAAUAUACUGUAUUUCAAAUGUUUACAUCUACUGAGCCCCCCCCCCCUGUAUUUUAGUAAUUUAUUAAAUUAUUGCACAUGUUUAAUCUCA
This is a messenger RNA of Salvelinus namaycush (lake trout), 3310 nucleotides long. RefSeq names its product kinesin-like protein KIF3A. NCBI's taxonomy places the organism in Eukaryota, Metazoa, Chordata, Actinopteri, Salmoniformes, Salmonidae. The transcript has 8 exons. Bases 2 to 892 code for a protein of 296 amino acids. The record is from RefSeq and is a predicted model, not a curated record.